CAAAGUACUACAAACACAAGUGUUAUUGAAACUGUGAUAUAACUUGUUGUGGAAGGAAAGUAAAGCGCAUUUGAAUUCUUCUUCACCAUUAUGGUGGUAAUAGCAAUGGGAAGAUGGAUUCAGAUUCAUUCGUUAGUUGCCCCUUCUGCGAUUCACAAGUACCCUUUUCUCAACGUACUGGGCACUUCAAGACGCACUUUUGGGAUCUCGACGAUGAUUUUGACCUGCCCCCAACACCUCAAUCUCAAUCUCUUCCGAGAGAGCAAGCACCCAAUGGCUCACGGUCCGGAGCAAACUAUUCGUGUGGUGGUGAGACUAAUAGUGAUAAUGGGGAAUGCAAAGUGAAUGACAAAAUCUCUUGCUUGAUUGGUUCGCAGACAAGGAGCAAUUUUUACAAAGUUGAAGGUGGUCUGAUGGCAUUGUUGAGAAACUGUUUAGACUCUGAAGUUGGAAAUUCUUAUAGUAUUUUGUCAGGUUAUGUUGAUCAUUUCCAGUGCCUUGAAUCUGAGGAUGCCGGAUGGGGUUGUGGCUGGUGUAACAUUCAGAUGCUUUGCUCUCACUUACUAGUGGAAAGACCAGAAGCAAGGAAAGCUUUGUUUGGUGGUUCUGGAUUUGUUCCUGAUAUCCUGUCGCUCCAGAGAUGGCUUGAGAUUGCUUGGGAAAAGGGUUUUGAUGCGCCUGGAUCAGCUCAAUUCAAUCAUGUUAUUUGUGGUUCAAAAGAAUGGAUAGGAACUACUGAGUGCACUGCUCUUUUGCGUUCCUUUGCUCUUCGGGCAAGAGUAGUGGAUUUUGGUCCUAAGGAAUCCCAAUCCCUCACAGGUUCAAGUGUUGAUAACAUGAGGGAUAAAGCAAAUAUUCAUAACAUAGUAAAAAGAAAAGCUGAAAAGAGUGAGGGUUAUCAAGUUCUCAUGGAUUUUGUGUGGAAUUACUUUUCUGAUAAAAGCUCAAUCCUAUUUUGCCAGCAGCAUGUUGUGAUCAGUGAGAAAACGCCAGCCUCUAUACUUUCAACAUAAUGGUCACUCAAGAACAAUAGUUGGAAUUCAAGUCAACUGUCAACAAAAAGGACAUCUUCAAUAUAAUCUCCUAGUUUUGGACCCUGCUCAUGUAAUUUAUCUGCAUUCCUAGCUUCAUAUUUUGUUAUUAAUAUCUAUUUCCAUAACUUUCAUAUAGAUGAUUUGGGGUAAUUGCAUAUUAUACAAAUAUUUGUAGCUCUAUCAUUGUCAAGAAACUAAAGAAAAAAAGAAGUAUAGAAUGUUGUAAAAUUGGCAUUA
Glycine soja is the source of this 1271-nucleotide messenger RNA. RefSeq lists its product as uncharacterized. The record is from RefSeq and is a predicted model, not a curated record. The transcript is spliced from 4 exons. NCBI's taxonomy places the organism in Eukaryota, Viridiplantae, Streptophyta, Magnoliopsida, Fabales, Fabaceae. Bases 114 to 1013 code for a protein of 299 amino acids.